AUGAUUCCAAUUCGACGGUUGGGGUCUGCUUUGAGCAGUAUUAUUUCAUCGCAGAUCAGAACAGUUACGACAACUCCCGAGAGCCCGAUUAAAGAGUUACAAACUGAAGCUGAGACUGAUCCUUUGGCAGCGACAGAACAGGAAGAGACGGGAGAGGAGGGAACAAAGAAGCUGAGAUUGCCAUACAGCCAGUACUCCUUGAAAUCUCUGAAGUAAGUAAUGGUGUUCAUGCUUUACGUGUUGUUUUUAGAUUGGACGAAUAUCCUUUUUAUGUGGAACGAGAAUGGUGGAAACAUGGAAAACGGAUGACAUUCUGGGCCGAAUGGAGACAGAAGAAGGACGUGAUCAGAAGAGAAACACUCGCUGAAUAUGGUCCAGAAAGAAUGAGGCUGAAGGCCCUCAAGUACAACUCCAUCUUGCCUCAGGCGUUAAGGGAUGAAUGUGCAGAGCGGUUGACGAAUGGGGUCCCCAGAUACUCCCACCCUUCUCUUAUCUUGAAUAUGUGUCAAUUUACAGGACGCAGAAGAGGAAAGAUCAAGCCGUUCAGAGUAAAUCGACACAUCUUCAGACGUCUGGCCGACCAUUCCCAGCUCUCGGGUGUCCAGAGAGGAAUGUGGUGA
Molecule: messenger RNA, 620 nt
Organism: Bursaphelenchus xylophilus (pine wood nematode)
Lineage: Eukaryota; Metazoa; Nematoda; Chromadorea; Rhabditida; Aphelenchoididae
Source: the annotation of a GenBank genome assembly